AUGGUGAGAAAAACGAAAAUUUCAGCUAACUGCUUCUGUAAAAGGAACUGGAACCCAUAUAAAACAAACAAGUGGAAUGCACCUUAUGCUGGAUGCUACUAUAAAUCUUCAGCGAAUGCAGUCCAGAAGAUGGCGAAUCGCAGAUGCCAGAAAUGGAGCGCCGCUCUCAUGUUGGAUGAGGAUUCCAGCAAGGACGAGCUUCUGAUAAACGCUUUUCCGGAAAAUGCGAGCUUCUGGUUGGGAUUGCAAUAUAAAGGACAACAAAUGGGCUUGGCCAAACGGCAACCCAGUAAGCGUUCACAUUUUAAACCUGUACUUCCUCAUAUCGGG
Ostertagia ostertagi is the source of this 330-nucleotide messenger RNA. The record is from the annotation of a GenBank genome assembly. NCBI's taxonomy places the organism in Eukaryota, Metazoa, Nematoda, Chromadorea, Rhabditida, Trichostrongylidae.